CCUCCCUCCGCCGCCGCUCCCUCCCCGGGCUCCGCGGUUGGAUCAGUCCUCUGGCAUUUCCUGCAGCCGGGCCGCGCCGCCAGCUGAGACCCGCGCGCCCGGCCCCGCCGGCUCCGAGUCGCGGCACGAAGCCUCCCAGCGCCCAGGCCAUGAAGGAGGAGGCCUUCCUCAGGCGCCGCUUCUCCCUGUGUCCACCUUCCUCCACCCCCCAGAAAACCGACCCCCGGAAGCUCACCCGGAAUCUGGUCUUCAGUGGAGAGAACGAGCUCUACCCCCUCGGCCCAGGGAAGGAGUUGGAGCCCAAUGGCCAGCCGCUGCCGAGGGACGAAGGGCCCCCGACCCCGGGCUCUGCCACCAAGGGGCCACCGGUAGAAUACAGGCUAUACAAUGGGUCCGACAAGGAAUGUGUGUCCCCAACAGCCAAGGUCACCAAGAAGGAAGCUCUCAAGGCGCAGAAGGAGAACUACCGGCAGGAGAAGAAACGCGCCACGAAGCAGCUGUUCAGCGCCCUGACGGACCCCAGCGUGGUCAUCAUGGCCGACAGCCUGAAGAUCCGCGGGACGCUGAAGAGCUGGACCAAACUGUGGUGCGUGCUGAAGCCUGGCGUGCUGCUCAUCUACAAGACGCCCAAGGUGGGCCAGUGGGUGGGCACCGUCCUGUUGCACUGCUGCGAGCUCAUCGAGCGGCCCUCCAAGAAAGACGGCUUCUGCUUCAAGCUCUUCCACCCGCUGGACCAGUCCGUCUGGGCCGUGAAGGGCCCCAAAGGCGAGAGUGUGGGCUCCAUCACACAGCCCCUCCCCAGCAGCUACCUGAUCUUCAGGGCCGCCUCAGAGUCUGACGGCCGCUGCUGGCUGGACGCCCUAGAGCUGGCUCUGCGCUGUUCCAGCCUUCUGCGACUCAGCUCGUGCAAGCAGGGCCGUGACGGGGAGCCCGGGUCCUCGCCGGAUGCGUCGCCCCCCUCGCUCUGCGGGCUGCCCCCCUCGGCCACCAUCCACGACCAAGACCUGUGCCCGCUGAAUGGCUCCUCCCUGGAGAACGACGCUUUCUCAGACAAGUCGGAGAGGGAGAACGCAGAGGAGUCGGACAACGAGGCCCAGGACCACAGCGGAAAGACGAACGAGAGCGGGAGUGUCCAGUCGGAGACCCUGGAGGGCCUGGCGCCCCGGGGGACCACGUACGUGGAGCAGGUCCACGAGGAGUUUGGGGAGCUGGGCCAGGCCUCCCAGGUGGAGACUGUGUCCGAGGAGAACAAAAGUCUGAUGUGGCUUCUGCUGAGGCAGCUGCGGCCGGGCAUGGACCUGUCCCGCGUGGUGCUGCCCACCUUCGUGUUAGAGCCCCGCUCCUUCCUGGACAAGCUCUCGGACUACUACUUCCACGCCGACCUGCUGUCCAGGGCCGCCCUGGAGGAGGACGCCUACAGCCGCAUCAAGCUUGUACUGCGGUGGUACCUGUCAGGCUUCUACAAGAAACCCAAGGGGAUCAAGAAGCCGUACAACCCCGUCCUGGGGGAGACCUUCCGCUGCCGCUGGUUCCACCCCCACACCAGCAGCCACACCUUCUACAUCGCGGAGCAGGUGUCCCACCACCCACCCGUGUCCGCCUUCCACGUCAGUAACAGGAAGGACGGCUUCUGCAUCAGCGGCAACAUCACAGCCAAGUCCCGGUUUUACGGGAACUCCCUGUCGGCUCUGCUGGACGGCAAGGCCACGCUCACGUUCCUGAACCGUGCGGAGGAUUACACCCUCACCAUGCCCUACGCCCACUGCAAAGGAAUCCUGUAUGGCACCAUGACCAUGGAGCUGGGCGGCAGAGUGACCAUCGAGUGUGAGAAGAACAACUUGCAGGCUGAGCUGGAAUUCAAGCUUAAGCCUUUCUUCGGGGGCAGCACCAGCAUCAACCAGAUCUCGGGGAAGAUCACAUCCGGAGAGGAGGUUCUGGCCCAUCUCACCGGACACUGGGACAGAGAAGUGUUUAUCAAGGAGGAGGGCCGAGGAAGCACCGAGCUCUUCUGGAACCCGAGUGGGGAGGUCCGGGGGCGGAGGCUGAAGCGGCACACGGUGCUAUUCGAGGAGCAGACCGAGCUGGAGUCGGAGAGGCUCUGGCAGCACGUCACCAGGGCCAUCGGCGAGGGCGACCAGCACAAGGCCACACGGGAGAAGUUUUCGCUGGAGGAGGCACAGCGGCAGCGGGCUCGCGAGCGCCAGCAGAACCUCACGCCCUGGAAACCGCAGCUGUUCCGCCUGGACCCCGCCACCCAGGAGUGGCGCUACCUGCACGAGGACCGCAGCCCCUGGGAUCCCCUGAAGGACAUCGGCCAGUUUGAGCAAGACGGGGUCUUGCACACCGUGCAGCGGGGGACCACGGCCCACCGGACCGCCUUCCUGGGCAGCCCGGGGCCCAGGCACCAGGGGCCCGGCCCACACCGGCGGCUCCGCAAGGCCAGCGACCAGCCGUCCGGCCACAGCCAGGUCACGGAGAGCAGCUCCACGCCCGAGUCCUGCCCAGAGCUCUCUGACGAAGAGGAGGAGGACGGUGACUUCAUCCCCGGCAGCGAGAGCCCGUGCCCUCGGUGUGGGAAGGAGGCUCGGCGGCUGCAGGCGCUGCACGAGGCCGUGCUGUCCAUCCGGGAGGCCCAGCAGGAGCUGCACAGGCACCUCUCGGCCAUGCUGAGCUCCACGGCGAGGGCCAGGCAGGUGCCGGCCCCAGGCCUCCUACAGAGCCCGCGCUCCUGGUUCCUGCUCUGCGUGUUCAUGGCGUGUCAGCUGCUCAUUAACUACGUCCUCAAAUAGGAGCCCCUUGGGGACAACGUGGGCAUCGCCCGCAGAACUGGGCCGGCCCCAGCCCUCCCUCCCAGGCACCUAGCACUUUAAGCCAGCCCGGGGGAGGCAGACAGACCCACAAGCGCGGCCACUGUGGCCGGACGGGCCCGUGGCGGCAGGAGGACCGCAGGAAGGACCUGGGGGGCCAUCCGGGCUCCUCCAGGGGAGGUGCUGACCUUUCCCGUGGGGCCCUCCACCCAGGGCCGGCCUUAACGCUACCGCCAAAUGCAGCUUUCGUGCCCCCCCCGCCCCCGCUCACCUGGCCUGCCCGUUCCCCGUCCGGCGCCCACUCGCCCCGCGAGAGUGACGGAGGCGGGGGACAGGGCGCCCGCCCAGGCUCUGCACGGUCACUCCCCAGGAGGGGUGAAUGGGAAGUUUGUGUGGAGCCACCCGGGGCCUCCCUCGUCCUGCCGCACAGUCCCUUCCUUCCUGAGCCCCGACCCGCGCUGCCCGAGGCGCACAGAGGGGCCUCCAGUGGACUCCCGGGCAGGCCGGAGCCACUCUGGAGACAGCGUUUGGAUUUCAUUCUGUUUGCUGUUUGGACGGGACCCCACCACACCCGCCAGUGGAACCCCCGCCACCUCCCACAGCCUGGGCGAGCCAAGGGGGGGCGGACACACCUGACCACAGGUGUGCACAGGUGUGCACGUGUGGGCUGUGGUGCACAGGGGCGGCUCCGCUGGCCCCGCAUCCCCCGGGUCGGGGAAGCCCAAGUUCGCCACUUUGCUCAGACUGCUGCACGGUCUUCCUGUUUUACACUUUUUUAAUAAACGCGGUAUUUUAGGCAGGCUGCA
This is a messenger RNA of Panthera uncia (snow leopard), 3613 nucleotides long. It is a transcript of the gene OSBPL5, whose product is annotated as oxysterol binding protein like 5. The transcript has 22 exons. Lineage: Eukaryota; Metazoa; Chordata; Mammalia; Carnivora; Felidae. The coding region runs from base 150 to 2789 and encodes 879 amino acids. The record is from RefSeq and is a predicted model, not a curated record. Gene Ontology annotation, biological process: phospholipid transport. Gene Ontology annotation, cellular component: cytosol; membrane; intracellular membrane-bounded organelle. Gene Ontology annotation, molecular function: sterol binding.